UCAUCAUCCACAUCUGUUGCGUGUUUCAACUCGUGUUUAAAGUAAAUCGACGUGUUGGCAGGAUUUUCGUUCUGUGUUUAUAGAUAAAAUAACAGAGUGACGAGGUCUGCUUUUCCUCGCGGAGGUAAUUCGGAUAAAGUGUGGCAUGGGCUCUGUCAUGCCAGUGACGUGCCAGGACGAUGCUGUGGUGAAAGCGGCUGAGGAGACCAUAGAGCAGAUCAAUGCAGACAGACAGGAGGGUUAUAUCCUCUUACUUAACCGAAUCUAUGAUGUCAAACAGGAUAGAAAGGUAGAAGGUGUGAUGCAUUUACAGCUGACAAUAGAUGUGCUGGAAACAAAGUGUCAUGUGAUCAGCAGGAGGACAUGGAAAUCAUGUGCUGUUAAAGGGGUUGGUGAUCUACCGGUUUAUGGGACGUGUGAGGCAUCUGUUUCCAUUGAGAGCACCAUCAAAGUUCAGAAUUACAACUGUACUAUUCAACAAGUGGCAGCUACGGCUAUAGUACAAACUUGUCCCGACUGUCCAACCGCAGAGAAGUUAGAUGAUCCAAUAAUAACUGAGACUACGAAGCUGGCGCUACAGAAAUUUAACAAAGAGAACAGUUCUCCUUAUUACUUUGCUCUUCUGAAUAUAACAGCGGCCAGCAUGCAGUGGGUUGAGGGACCUUCUUACUUUGUGGAGUUCACCAUUCAAGAGACAGACUGCAAGAAAAACACUCCUGAUAUUGACCUCACACAAUGCAAGCUCAAGGACUCGGAUUCAGCUCACACUGGGUUUUGCACUGGUUCACACGUAACAGCUGAUGAUGGAUUUGAAGUCAAAGUUCCUGUCGAGGUGAAAUGUGAAAUCUAUCAACCUGCGGGAAUUCAACAAGGAACCUCUGGACCUCUUGGAUUAAUACAAGUCCUCUCCCCUCCGCCCAACCAGCCUUCACCCAGAGCGCGACCAGUGGCCAGUGACUGUCCCGAAGCAAGACGUCAUAAUCUUGCAUUGUCCUGACCUUCAUAGUGCUCUUUUUUACUAUAUUACUCAAAUUUGUACUAUAUACUAUAUAGUAAGAAGUGGAUAUGGUGUUAAAUACACUGAACUACAGUAGCAUUUAAAUCAUUUACACAAUGAACAAUAAAUGUGGGCAGAUGUUUUGGCCUGACUAUC
Molecule: messenger RNA, 1153 nt
Organism: Misgurnus anguillicaudatus (oriental weatherfish)
Lineage: Eukaryota; Metazoa; Chordata; Actinopteri; Cypriniformes; Cobitidae
Product: fetuin-B
Biological process (GO): negative regulation of endopeptidase activity
Cellular component (GO): extracellular region
Molecular function (GO): cysteine-type endopeptidase inhibitor activity
Source: RefSeq, a predicted model, not a curated record